AUGUUGGAUAUAAUUGCAAGACUUCCACCAAAAAAUGUUGCUCAAUGUAAGCUUGUCUGCAAGGAGUGGUUAGAUUUCAUUUUAGAUCGUAAGUUUGUAAGGGCUCAUUGUCAUUACAUGCGUGCAUCGGCUGAUCAAAAAUUGUUGAUGGUUGGUUGGAAGACUAUCGAAGUACAUUCCUUAAAUUAUAAGUCCCCGGGAUUUAUUGUACCAAGAGGUGUUGCCCGCCCGUUCUAUGCUCAUCCUUCUAGAAUGUUUUUUUUGGCAAGUUUGGAUGGUAUGUUGUGUGUUUGUCUGCAAAACACUUGUGAGUUGGUUGUUUGGAAUCCAUUGACGACUAAGUUCAAGAAGUUGGCAAAUUCUAAUUCGCAAGGUUUCUACAAAGUUGAUAGAGAUGCUCUAGGAUUUUUUGUUGACUCUUCUGAUGAUUACAACAUUUUACAUAUUAAACGUAGACGAGGUACAAUGACCGUUUAUAUUUAUUCGAUGGAGUUGAAUUCAUGGAGUACUGUACGCUUCCUAAAACACCGUCCGUACCACCAUUAUACGUACCUUUGGUCGCCAGCAACUUUGUGUGGUGGUGGUUUGUAUUUUGUCGUUACCCAAUGUCGUGGUCGUUCAGAUGGAUUGUCGGUUAUUCGUUUUGAUGUGAAUUCAAAGUCGUUUUCUGAAUUGUGUUUCCCCAAUGUAUAUGACGAUGAAGUUAGUGGAAGUUUAGUUAACAUAAACGAGGAGCUUCAUAUGUAUGUUUGUAUCGGAAACUAUGACUAUAGACGAGAAAUUAUAUAUGUAUCUGAAGGUGUUGAUAUGAGUGCACCUAUAUCAAAUGAUUCCGAUUCAAUUUCUUCGGUCCCUUCGCAUGAGACGUCAGCAUCUACACGUGUUGAAUGUCGUAGGGGCCGUGGACGUAUGGGCCGUCCUCGAUUGCGGGAGCGACUUCCUGUUGUGACGCCUGAUGUUGCAUCCUCUCAACGGUGUUCUUACGUUGGUAGUUCUAGCAGAAGUGUGGUACGCUAUAUGCGUAUGUCAAAUGAAAAUGUGCAACCUUCUCCGAUCCCUUCAGUUUCGGAUUCAUUUGCGGUUAUACGUACCACUCAGGAAAAUAUAUCUUCUAAUGCAACGACUGAAGUAGGGCGUAGACGGACGGGCCAAAUGGGUCGUCCUCGAUUACGUGAUCGCCCUUCUGAUUUAACAAGUGAGGCUACAAGUACUCAAAGACGUUGCAAUGUUGAUCGUAUCAACAGAGGUGUUGUGCAUUAUACCAGUAGAACAAAUGGAGCUGCGCAAUCUUCAUUAGGUUCAACGGUUUCACAAACAUCUGGAUGUCUACAUUCGAAUCAAGUUGAAGUACCUUCCCGUGCAAGUGUCUUUCAAGACGAAAAUAGAUAUUGGCGAUGUCCGUCGUAUUGGGAUAUCGGUGAUGCAAACCAUAGUUGUGUUCAUUGUGGAGCUAUGCUUUGGUAUGAGGAACGAACUAUAAAAAGUUUAACUCCUCGUGUUCCAAGUUUUUCAUUAUGUUGUAGUGAAGGAAAGGUUUGCUUGCCAUUUCUUCGACAUCCUCCUCAAACAUUGGGUCGUCUUCUUGAUUACAAUGGGGAAACACGAUCUCGCGUGUUUAGAGAAAACAUAAAGCUUUUAAAUGCGAUGUUUGCAUUUACCUCAACCGGUGGGAGAAUAUCUACGGAUUUAAAUGAUGGUCGUGGGCCUUAUACAUUUCGUUUGAAUGGCCACAACCAUCAUAAUAUUGGAUCAUUGUUGCCUAUGCAUCCUGAUGGACGCCCUAGAUUUGCUCAAUUGUACGUUUAUGACACGGAAAAUGAGAUUGAUAAUCGCUUUUAUGCUUUGCGAAAUUGUGUGUCACCAACGUCUGAUCAAGUCAUCCUGCGCACAUUAGUGAAUGACUUGCUGUUGAUGCUUGAUGCGAACAAUGCAUUAGUGCAGGCUUUUAGGAUGGCACGUGAAAGGUUUAAUGACAACUCAAUGCAACGUCUUACGCUUCGCUUGCUUGGUACGCGAAAUAGAAGAGAAGGACAAUAUUCUUUGCCUACUGUUCCUGAAGUGGCUGCACUGAUUCCAGGUGAUGGAAAUCCUACGGACUCACGUGAUAUUAUUAUUGAAGAACGUGGUAGUCGUAGUGCAAAGCGUAUAUCUGAAUUGCACCCAAGUUUUAUGGCGUUGCAGUAUCCUUUGUUGUUUCCGUAUGGAGAAGAUGGAUUCCAUCUUAAUAUUCCUCUAUGUAAUAUAUCUCCAUCAAGUAGGCGGCAAUCGGUUUCAUUAAGAGAAUAUUAUUCUUACCGUUUACAACUUAGGAGGAAUGAAGGUAAGACAUUACCCAAAUCUGGCCGUUUAUUUCAGACGUAUGUUGUGGACUGUUAUUCAGCUAUCCUUGAACAUGAGAUGAAUUGGUAUAAACAAAACCAAAACACUAUUCGUUCGGAUUUGUAUAAUGGUUUAUGUGAUCGUAUCGCUGAUGGUGAAACAAGUUGUGAAGCAGUUGGUCGACGUGUUAUCCUGCCAGCUACAUUUGCCGGUGGGCCAAGACAUAUGAUUCAACAGUAUCAGGAUGCAAUGGCUAUUUGUCGUUGGGCUGGGGCUCCGGACCUUUUUAUUACUAUGACAUGCAAUUCAAAAUGGCCGGAAAUUACCCGACACAUUCAAGCAACAACCCCUGGUAUGAGUGCGUCCGACCGCCCUGACAUUGUUGCCCGUGUUUUCAAAAUUAAACUUGAUGAACUUAUCAAAGACAUAAGGAAAAGGAAUAUUUUUGGACACACGAAAGCAGUUAUCUAUACAAUCGAGUUUCAGAAACGAGGACUUCCACACUCUCAUAUUCUGCUUUUUUUACAACCUGAAGAUAAGAUAAAUACGGUUGACAAUAUCGAUAAAUAUAUAUCUGCGGAGCUUCCUUCGGAGGUGGAAGACCCUAUAGCUUUCGCUAUUGUUCGUUCACAAAUGAUGCAUGGUCCAUGUGGUUUGCUCAACCCUUCAAGCCCUUGUAUGCAUAAUGGUGUAUGUAGUAAAGGGUACCCAAAGAAUUAUUGUGAGGAGACAUUCAUCCGAAAUGAUGGUUGGCCGUGUUAUAAGAGGCCCAAUAAUUCAAGAGUUGUUAAAGUUGGUUCUCAAGAUAUUAAGCUUGAUAAUCGGUAUGUUGUUCCGUAUAACCGUGAAUUGUUGGUGAAAUAUGGUUGUCACAUUAAUGUGGAGUGGUGCAACCAAGGGAUGUUAGUCAAGUAUCUUUUUACUUAUAUAAACAAAGGUCCAGAUCGUGCAACUGUGGUUUUGGAAGGUGCUCAAAAUAGGACAACGUUUGCGUCCUUAUUACAUAAUGAAAAUGAAAUUGAGGAAUAUUUAAAUUGUCGGUAUAUAUCUUCUAUUGAGGCAUGUUGGAAGAUUUUUGAAUUUGAAAUGAAGUACCGUGAUGUUGCUGUUGAGCGUUACCUUUUCAUGAGGAAGGGUGUAAUAGAGUGUAUUUUCAUGAUAAUGAUGAGGUUGAGGAAGUUGCCCAACGUGCUACGGCUAGCAUGUCAAAAUUUACUGAAUGGUUUCGUGCAAAUGAAAGGUUUCCGCAUGGUCGUUCUUUGA
Molecule: messenger RNA, 3582 nt
Organism: Helianthus annuus (common sunflower)
Lineage: Eukaryota; Viridiplantae; Streptophyta; Magnoliopsida; Asterales; Asteraceae
Exons: 6
Coding region: 1-3582 (1193 amino acids)
Molecular function (GO): protein binding
Source: RefSeq, a predicted model, not a curated record